Molecule: messenger RNA, 1701 nt
Organism: Drepanopeziza brunnea f. sp. 'multigermtubi' MB_m1
Lineage: Eukaryota; Fungi; Ascomycota; Leotiomycetes; Helotiales; Drepanopezizaceae
Biological process (GO): mRNA cis splicing, via spliceosome
Cellular component (GO): cytoplasm; spliceosomal complex
Molecular function (GO): protein binding
Source: RefSeq, a predicted model, not a curated record
AUGAAUCCCGCACGGAAAGCAAUGAUGGCCGCCCCCGACCUGCCGGCGAGGGACAUCACAUCACCGCGUCGAGAUCAAAGCAGCCGCGUAUCGAAGCCCCCCCGACCGCCAGGCGCAGGAACCAGGGCUCCAGACCAUCGCCAGCGGAACACCCAGAAUCAGAAUUCUCUCGAGGAUGAGCAGACGCGGAAGUGGGUUUCGGAAGAGGACAGCUUCGUAUUGAAGCAGGCAAAGAAGAAGGCCGAUAUUCGGGUGCGCGAAGGACGAGCGAAACCCAUCGACUGGCUGGCUGUCAUCCUACGAGUUAUUGACCCGGACCGCGAUUUGCUGGACGACGAUGAGGAGGAGGUUGAGCAUGACGUGGUCGAUCCGGAGGGAGUGUUCGAAGGUCUCAACGAUGCGCAACUGGGAGAAUUGGAUAAAGAUAUUGCCUCGUACCUGGCCUUGGAGACGAACAAAAAGAACCUUGAUUACUGGAAGACUAUGCAGAUCAUCGGAAAUGACCGUCGCCAAAAACUGAAGCCACUUGCGCCAGAAGAACGUGCGGUCGGUUCUGUCGCAUCCGACGUCGACAAACUUUUGGGACCCAAGACAUAUGAGCAGCUGGAGGCGUUGGAGAUACAGAUCAGAGCAAAGUUGCGGUCAAACGAGCCUAUUGAUACGGACUACUGGGAGCAGUUGUUGCGCAGCCUCCUCAUCUGGAAAGCCAAGGCGAAACUCAAAAAGGUCUACCAAUCAGUCCUCGACAGCCGCCUGGAGAAGCUGCGCAAGGAACAACAAGAGGAUGCGGAGGGCGUGCGUACCAAGAUGCAGCAGCUUCUGGCGGGCCCCAUUGCUGUCGUCGAAGAAAGUACCGGAGAUCCAGAACCAAGCACGGAUGUCUUACAUGUUGUCCGACGACAACCACCCUUCUCGUAUUCUCAAAUGUAUGAUCCGGAGCCCCUCUUGAAACUCCACUCGGAAGACAAGUCGAGUGAGGUUCUAGACGAGUCGGUGUUCCUGCAAAAGAUUGUCGCGGAACGCCGCAAAGUACUGAAGCUUGGUUAUGUUCCGUUGAGGCAAGCAACUACUGAAAAAGGUGCAAGCUCAAGCAGCAAAGCAAUCAGUAGUACCGCGACCGUCGGAAUCCAUCCUCCAGGUACACAACGAUUCUCGACCGCUGUCAAUGAUGACUUCUCCCAAGCCACAAAGGCCUUGUACGAGAGAGAAGUUGCUCGAGGCGUUGACGAGGACGAAGAAAUCUUCACGGGAGAAGAGUCCGUCGCAACGACUGCGAAGCCACUGUGGGCAGACAAAUACCGACCAAGAAAACCUCGAUAUUUCAACCGUGUGCAGAUGGGGUACGAAUGGAACAAAUACAAUCAAACUCACUACGACCACGACAAUCCGCCACCGAAAGUUGUUCAGGGAUACAAAUUCAACAUCUUCUACCCGGACCUCAUCGACAAGGCCAAAGCUCCAACUUUCAAGAUCUUCCGAGAGCACGGCCGGAAAAGGGGAGAAUCCUUCGCUCCAGCUGGUGAGGAAGAUACCUGUCUCAUUCGAUUCAUUGCCGGACCGCCCUACGAGGACAUUGCGUUUAGGAUCAUCGACCGAGAGUGGGACUUCAGUGCAAAGAGGGACCGUGGUUUCCGCUCUAGCUUUGAUAAGGGCAUUCUUCAACUACACUUCCAGUACAAGAAGGUUUACUACCGAAAGUGA